Silurus meridionalis is the source of this 1545-nucleotide messenger RNA. RefSeq names its product serine/threonine-protein kinase pim-1-like. Lineage: Eukaryota; Metazoa; Chordata; Actinopteri; Siluriformes; Siluridae. The coding region runs from base 90 to 1427 and encodes 445 amino acids. Gene Ontology annotation, molecular function: protein serine/threonine kinase activity; ATP binding. Gene Ontology annotation, cellular component: cytoplasm. Gene Ontology annotation, biological process: protein autophosphorylation; negative regulation of apoptotic process; regulation of mitotic cell cycle. The record is from RefSeq and is a predicted model, not a curated record. The transcript has 8 exons.
UGCUGAUACAGUGCAGGUAGGAUGCGCCAUCUUGGGAUGGAAAGUGAUAAAAUUAAAACGCUUUAAUUAACAUAUAGUGGAAGACAAAAAUGAAGGAAUACUUCAAACAUGUAUGCAUCGAUAGAAUUCAGCAUCAGGGGUCUAAUCAGACAGAUCUUCCCAAGUCAUCAUCUAGGGCCAAAAGGAAAUCUGUUCACUUGCCAGAUGAAAAUGAGCCUCAGCAAAAGAGAUCAAGAACACAGAUGACACAAGACAAUCAUGACCUUGCAGAUUCAACUAAACUAGUUGGAAACAACAACCAGCACAGUGGAUGCUGGAUCGUAAAGAAGGCAUACACCAAACAUUUAUCAUACUUGGGUGCACUGAAAUUGCUGGAGACCCAGAAGUCCUUAUUCCAGUUGCAGUCGGUGGACUUUAGAGCUCAGCUUCAGGGGUCUAAUCAGACAGAUCUUCCCAAGUCACCAUCUAGGGCCAAAAGGAAAUCUGCUAACUUGCAAGAUGAAAAUGAACCUCAGGAAAAGAGAUCAAGAACACAGAUUACACAAGAGAAUCCUGACCUCUCAAAUUCAUCUAAACUUCCGACUAAACAUGUUGGCACUGCCCAUUUUGUGAAUGAGUAUGAGGAGGGAGAACUGCUGGGCGAAGGAGGAUUUGGCUGUGUGUUUGCUGGUAUUCGCAAAGCAGAUGGAUUGCCAGUUGCAAUCAAGUAUAUUUACAAACAGAAAUCUAAACAACUGAAAAUUCCUGGACAUGGUUACCUGCCCACUGAGGUAGCUUUGAUGUCUAUUGUGAACACUGAACCAUUCUGUUCCAACAUCCUGCGGAUUCUCGAGUGGUACGAUGAUCUUGACAACUACAUCAUGAUACUGGAACGGCCUGAACCAUGUGAGGACUUGGAUCAAUUCCGCAAAAGGCAUGGCAGCUGCUUGCCUGAGUUUAUGGCUCGUAAACUGAUGUUUCAGCUGUUAAAGGCGCUGAAGCAUUGUAAAAGCCGAGGAAUUCUGCAUCGCGACAUCAAGCCAGAAAACAUCCUAGUUCAGACAGACACUCUUAAUAUCAAGCUGUUUGACUUUGGGUGUGGAGACUUGGUCAAGGACUGUUACAAUACAUUUGCAGGCACGUUAGACUACGCUCCGCCUGAGUGGUACAAUAAGAAACAGUAUUUGGCAGACCCAGCUACUGCCUGGUCUGUGGGUGUGACAAUGUACAAGCUGGUGUGUGGCUCUCUGCCUUUCAAGACCAGGAAUCAAUUGAGACUUGGCUUUGUGCACUUUCCCAAAAGCAUGUCUCAAGAGUGCAGUCAUUUGAUCCGUUGGUGUUUGCAUGUGAAAUCAGAAAUCCGUCCCAGCCUGGAACAGAUAGAGCAUCACCAGUGGUUUCACUUAUCAGGUAUUUGCAGUGUUCUUUUGCUGCCACAUUCUUUAUGAUAAUCAUUUUUUAAAUACACGACAGGAUCCUGUAAUUCAUAAAGUAAUUCUGUCCUUCAAAUCUUUCCUCUGAUUUAGGGUGAACAAUACAAACUGCUGGACAGGAGACGAAGACGCU